AUGGCGGCGAACACGGAGAAAAACGGAAAAUCAGGGAAACCUGAAGGAAAGGAGGUUCAGCCUUUGAUCAUCGCCAAAACCCCCGCAGAGGAGCAACGUUUAAAGUUGGAGAGGUUGAUGCGCAAUCCGGACAAACCUGCUGCGAUCCCGGACCGACCGAAAGAGUGGAACCCGCGGGCCCCUCCGGAGUUUGUCCGGGAUGUCAUGGGCUCCAGCGCCGGCGCCGGCAGUGGAGAGUUUCACGUAUACCGGCAUCUUCGGCGCAGAGAGUACCAGAGACAGGACUUCUUGGAUAAGAUAUCAGACAAGCUGAAAAAGGACCAGGAAUACCUCGACAAAGUGGAGGAAAACAAACAGGCGGCCGAAGAGAGGACAGCGAAGCGCAGAAAGAAGAGGGAGAGGAUGAGGCAGAAAAAAGUCAUGGCAAAGAAAGCAAAGCAGGACACUGACCAGAAAGGAGAAGAUGGGGAGACGUUGGACAGCAGCGAACACGACGACGAAGAGGAGAGAGAGGCCGAUGAUGAUGCCGAGGCACCGAGCUUCAUCAUGGGGAGAAAAUGACACUUUUGCCCGCUGCUUUUACAAAGACUAACUAGUUUUAAUAGGCAAGUACAAAAACCCGGCUGUGUGUUCUGAGGAAAAUGAGAUCAAUACAUGCGAUUUAAUAGAUAAUGCAGAUAAACCCUUUUUGUAAGCUGCAGGGGUCACCCUCUUGAAUCUUAGUGAGUUUGCAAACAUGUUUAGGCUCCAGGUUUUGCUCAAUCUGAGCAUGAAGACCAUCAAUUACCAAUAUUCCAACUGAUAAAUCUGACAGUUUUUAUUUUAAUCGUAUUUUGUAAAUGUUUUAAUAAACGUGAAAAUGUCUGAAUUUGCAAAAGUACUUUAUAUUGCUGAAGUCAUUUUUCAGUCAAUAUCUGAUUAUAAGUGCAAAGGCAAUAUUAACUAAAGCCGAUUUCAAAUGCAUUUGAGCGCAUUGAGUAUGUAUGCCAUUGUGGUCUUGUCAAUCAUUGCAACUUUGUGAAGAUGCCCCUUGCAGAGAGGAUUGCUUGUGUGGCACAACAAAAUUGCAGAUAGAAACACAAGGAAUGAAAAGGCGUGACUCCUGGAGGUCCAAGGGUUUGUCGUGCGAUGUUCCUUGAACAAAUCCUCAAGGAGAAACGCCUGCUUUCCACGGUGGUGAUGGCCUCCUGUUACCAUCACCUUUCUUGAAGCAGGUAGAGUAUUGCCUGGCAGCUAGAUAUUGUUUGGGACAGGAAAAGCUCUUCCCUGCCAAACACUUGAAACUGCCACAGUCCUAAUUAUUUUUCAAAUAUGUAAAUGCUAAAAAUGAAAAUUUUAUUAAACAAGA
Lampris incognitus (smalleye Pacific opah) is the source of this 1348-nucleotide messenger RNA. RefSeq names its product PRKR interacting protein 1 (gene prkrip1). Gene Ontology annotation, biological process: negative regulation of protein kinase activity. Gene Ontology annotation, cellular component: nucleolus. NCBI's taxonomy places the organism in Eukaryota, Metazoa, Chordata, Actinopteri, Lampriformes, Lampridae. The transcript has a single exon. The coding region runs from base 1 to 561 and encodes 186 amino acids. Gene Ontology annotation, molecular function: double-stranded RNA binding; protein kinase binding; protein kinase inhibitor activity. The record is from RefSeq and is a predicted model, not a curated record.